This is a messenger RNA of Acinonyx jubatus (cheetah), 7922 nucleotides long. RefSeq names its product Rho guanine nucleotide exchange factor 37 (gene ARHGEF37). The record is from RefSeq and is a predicted model, not a curated record. NCBI's taxonomy places the organism in Eukaryota, Metazoa, Chordata, Mammalia, Carnivora, Felidae. Gene Ontology annotation, cellular component: cytoplasm. Gene Ontology annotation, molecular function: guanyl-nucleotide exchange factor activity; protein binding. Bases 274 to 2121 code for a protein of 615 amino acids. The transcript is spliced from 13 exons.
CAAGGCCAGGGCCACCCCGGUCCGGCCCGGCCGGGUCCCGGGCGCAGAGAGUGGAAAACAACCUGGCCGCAGACAAUUGACAAAGGCGCGAGUGCGGGCCGCCCUUCCGCGGCGCACGCACGCGCGCAGCGUGGGCAGAGCCGCGCCCGCCCGCGCCCUCCGUGGGACCCGCAGCGCCGAGGCCCAGACGCGGCGCGGGGCAGGGGAGCCGGGCGCCCCCGGCGCCCCCGCGGCUGCGUCGCCGGAGGCAGAGAUCCGCGAGAACCUGCUGACAUGGCUGAACAUGGGACUGAUGAGCCGUCCUCCAGUACAGGGAGUCCCGACGGAGAAGGUCGGGACUCUGGGGACAGAUUGUUGCUGCAUCAGAGGCUGGCUGUCAGAGAGCUCAUUGACACCGAGGCCUCCUACCUGCACAUGCUCCAGCUCUGUGCCUCAGACAUCAGGAGCCGCCUGCAGCAGCUGCCCCAGGGAGACCUGGAUGUCCUGUUCUCAAACAUCGAUGAUGUCAUUGAAGUGAACAGCAAAUUUCUUCACGAUCUCCAAGAGACAGCAUCCAGGGAAGACGAACAAGUGCACUCAAUUGGCAACUUAUUCCUGGAAUUCCAAGAGGAGCUGGAGCGAGUCUAUAAGGUCUACUGUGCCAGCUACGACCAGGCCUUGCUGCUGGUGGAGACCUACCGGAAGGAGCCAGAGCUUCAGCGAGAGAUCCAGGGCAUCAUUGAGGCAGCGGUGCCACAAGCUGGGCCCUCAGGCCUCAGUUUCUUACUGGUAAUCCCUCUGCAGAGGAUUACCAAGUACCCAUUGCUGCUGCAGAAAAUCCUGGAGAACACAGAUCCUGAUGCCAGUGCCUACCCUGUACUUCAGAGGGCUGCCUCUGCCCUCCAAGACGUGAACGCCAACAUCAAUGAGUACAAGAGGCGCAAGGAAGUGGCCUCCAAGUAUACCAAAGUGGGGCAGCUGACGCUCCGGGAGAGGCUGGCCCGGAUCAACACGCACACCCUCUCCAAGAAGACCACCCGGCUGAGCCAGCUGCUGAAGCAGGAAGCUGGGCUUGUGCCCAGGACAGAAGACAAGGAAUUCGAUUACUUAGAAGAGAGGUUGCACUGGGUGUCGCUGUGUGUGACCGAGACGAAGAACAACGUGGCUGUUUACCUGGCUAAUCUGGAGGCUUUCCUCCGCUUCAGGCCGCAGGAAUCCGAGCUGGACAUCCCUGGGGGGCCGGUGGUGCAGUACUGCAGCCUGAUGGGAGACCUCCAGCUCCAGGCCUUCCCAGACUUUAAGCAGCGGCUGGAAGACCUGGUAUGGCAGCCAUUGUGCAGCCUCGCUAAAGCCCUGAGUGGCCCUCAGAACCUGGUCAAGAAGCGUCUGGACAAACUGCUGGACUUUGAGAGGGUGGAAGAGAAGCUGUUGGAGGUGGGCAGCGUGACGUACGAGGAGCAGGAGGCCCGGCACACGUACCAGGCCCUCAACUCCCUGUUGGUGGCUGAACUCCCCCAGCUUAACCAGCUGGCCAUGCGGUGGCUGGGCCAGAUCUUGCACACGUUCGUGGACCUCCAGAGGGACCUUGCAAAGCAAGUGCUGCAGAGGGCAGAGGGCAGCUUGGCCCAGCUGCCUCACCACCACCUCUCCGAGCCAGCCUUCAGGGAGCUGGUGGAAGAUGUGCUGGGCCAGACUGGUCACCAGCUUCGCUCCUUUCAAGAGAACUUUGAGAAAGUGCUGCCACCUCCCACCGUACAGCUGCUCCUUCCAGGGGCUGAACGCCAGGUGCAGGCGCUGCUAAGCAGAUAUGGCCCGGAGAAGCUGUACCAGGUGACAAGCAACAUCAGUGGGGCUGGGACUCUGGACCUGACGCUGCUGCGGGGCCAGAUUGUGGCUCUCCUUCAAAACAAGGACACCAAAGGCAACAGCAGCCGCUGGCUGGUGGACACUGGGGGGCAUCGAGGGUACGUGCCAGCUGGGAAGCUGGAGCUGUACCGUGUCAUCCCCGGUCAGGAGGAGGUCAAAGAGCAAGUGCAGCCUCCCAAGGACUCCCAUCAUCUAACACCAGAGCCCAGCCCAGCCCCAGUCCCCUCCGUCCCAACAGUGACCCAGGAGUUGGCCUCAGCUGCUGGGAUCCGGUGAGGAGUCAGACGGAUGGGGGCCCUGUCCUCCGGAAGCCCACGGUCUGGGGAGGGAGACAGACAAAUCAGUAGUCAGUUACCGUGCAGUGUAAGCGUUUGGGUGGGGCAGUAGCAAGUGCCAGCGGAGGGGUCACCCCCGAGACUUGGCAGCUCAGGAAGGCUUCCUGAAAGAAGCGCUGUCUGAGCUGAGGCUUGAUGGGUAACUUGGGUGAAGGUGGGAGGGAGGGCACAUGCCAAGGCCCAGGGGCAAGCAUGAGCAUGUUUCAUCGGGGACCUGAAAGGCUGUAGAGCUAGGACACAGCAUGUGUGGAGGCGUGGUAGGUGUCGUGGGAGACGGCUGAGAGAGGGCAGCGUGAGGAGCUCUGGGUUGUGUUCUGAAGGCAAUGGGGAGCCACCGAAGGGAUUGAAGUAGAGGAGUGACAUACCCAGGGCUGUAUUUAAGGAUACAAGCUCUAGUGCAUUCUGGAAUUUCCCCAAGGUCCUGUCACACUGCUCAAGAAAUAGAUUUUCCAUGCGUACUGCUUACAUAAACAUCCCAGAGGGGCUGGGAGGCCCUGCCUCCAGGGACUCGAUCUCCCGGCCAGCUGGAGAAGCAGGACAGGGCAGGAUGCCGUCAGCGCCAGAGGGGUCCUAGGGACCAGGCUUGCAGGUGCUCAGAUAGGAGGGAGUUCUGGGGGAGUGGGGAGCUGAGGUGCUCAGGGAGGCUUCCUGGAGGAUGCAGGGCAGGGGCCGGGUUCUGUGGGAUAAGUGGGAUUGGGGGACGAGAAAGGGAAAGAGAGGCCCUCUCAGGCCUGGGGAGCUAGCGUGGUGGUGUGAAAAGCUCCUGGGCCUGAGAAGGCCUCCCUUUCCCUUUUGCUCGGCCUCAGGACUCCUGAGUUCAAGGUCUCCUUGACCACAGGCAAGUAGCAAGUGCACUUAUCAUGGUUUCUGCAUGUGAAGAAAUUUGGUGAGGCCCCCCAGCCUGCCCUGUCCUCUCCACUCAGCCCCGAAAGUACUUAUUGUUGAGUCCUGGUUUAUCCCAAGGAGUCCCUGGCUCCCUCCACCGGGACCUAGCUUCCAGCAUGGAGGUCACUGUAGGGCCUGUUAUGACAGGGCAGAGCCUAAAGUACCCUGGACCGGGGUUACGGGAAAAAUUGGAUUCCACUUUGGCAACAUCAAUCAGGAAGAGCAGGUAACCCGAACAGUCCAUUCAUCUCACCUUGCUUGUCUGUUUUUUGUUUGUUUGUUUUUUAAUUUUUAAACAUUUACUUUUGAGAGAGAGAGAGAGAGUGGGGGAAGCGCAGAGGAGACAGAAUCCGAAGCGGGCUCCACGCUGUCAACGCAAAGCCUGACAUGAGACUUGAACCCACAAACCGUGAGAUCAUGACCUGAGCGGAAGUUGGACGCUCAACCGACUGAGCCAGCCAGGCGCCCCUCAUGUGUUCUUAUCGUAAUUUCUGAACUUGUCUUUUCUGUCUUCUCAUCUGUAAAAUGGGCACAACUCCUGGUCUCACAGGGUGGUGGGUGGGAGUAGUAAAUGGAACAGUGUGACGGCUCAUGGGUCACAUCCAGGAGCCUCACUGCUGUGCCCUGAAGGAAAUGGUGAUCUCUGGCCACCAGGUGGCAGCAGGGCUCUACCCGUCCGCUGCGGGUCCUCCCAAAAUGCCCUCGGGCUGGGCAGAUGGCGCAGUUGAGAGGAAGGACCCGGUGAGAGCUUAGGGAGUGGUGGGGACUGUGUUGGACCAGAGCACUCCCCCACGGUCCAGAUUUGCUGGCAGCUUCUCGGCUGCAACCAGUGUUCCACAGAAUGAGGGCCCAGCGAUGCCAGACGUUCUGAUUUUUCAAGAGAAGCCAGAAACCAGGGUUGUGUCUGUUUUUAUUUUUUUUGUGUGUGAAAUCCGUGUGGAGAUUGUAUGGGCCACAACAAGCCCCGCUUUGCAUCUUCUGCCUGAGUGUGGGUGGAGAGUCUCCUCUGGAGAAUGAGCGUCAUUUCUUUAUAGUUCCUCUGAAGUGCCUUCAUGUGUCCCCACUUUACCCAGACAUUAAUCCCCCUUCCUUGGAUCUCUGCGAGCACGGAUUCCUUUCAUACUCCUGUUACUAUUGCCAUCUUCGAACUUACUGGAUGGUGUCCCAUAUUUUCUGACGCACCCAUGAGGAUCUCCACAGUACCUAUCCCACAGAUUUCUUUCAAGUUUAUUUAUUUAUUGGAGGGAGAGAGAGAAAGACAGUGCCACUGGGAGAGGGGCAGAGAGAGAGAGAGAGGGAGACCACAGGCCCCACGCUGCCAGCGAAGAGCCCAGCUCGGGGCUUGGAAUCACGAAACCAUGAGAUGAUGACCUGAGUGAAAACCGAGAGUCAGAUGCUUAACCGACUGAGCCGGCCAGGCACCCCUCCCGCAAAAUUCUUUUAAGGAUUAAAUGAGAUACUGCUAUAACACCCAGCACCCAGCACAUUAGUGCUGGGCACCCAGCACAUUAGUGCUCAACAAACACAGUUAUCAUCAUUAUGGGGACCUCAGCAGAGACGGCAUGACAUGGGGGGACAGGUUCGUAGGGCCUGUCUUUCUCCCUUGUACGUGGGAGGGUGAUGAGGCCUGCUACUUCCCUACGGGGAGGAAGCCCCUGAUCCUGGCUCCUGAGAGCCUGGCUGUAGUUGGGCACAGCCCUUCCCUCAGAGGCUGCCGUCACACCCCAAAGGCAUCCCUGGAAUCUUCCCUCUUCUGCCCUCUGUGGUGUGGCCAGGGUAGGCAGGUUUCCUGUCCAGGGCCAUGCUGGAGGGCACCAGUGGCCCGGAUUCUGCUGCUUCUCUCCAACGAUAUCCUUUCUGCUGUCCUGCGCCUGGACAAGUGGGCCAGGCACCCAGGCAGCAAUCAGCAUCCUGAUUCUGCCAGAGCAGCAACUCCGGUCACAGGCUUGGGGCCUUCUGCACCCGGGGGCGUCUUCUCGGCGUAUUCCCUGGAACCAGAGCUUGCUGGGGCUCCCGUAGCAGAUUAGGGAGCAAAGGUUUGUCCUCCCAGGCUCUGACUUCUGGCUGGGCUCAGGAGCACCGGCUGCUGCUGUCCGGUCCCUACCGAGGCCCCAGGCGGCCCCCGUGCUUCUAGCACAUCUCAGGUGGUUCUGGGUUCCCCGUCUUGGGCCCAUCCACCUGUCCUCAGGGGACGGGGCAUCCUUGGAGCCUGUGAGCGGAAAGGGGGCUCUAAACAGUAGCCCCAGAUUCGGGACAGCCCUGGGCCGCGGGAAGUUUAAGCCGGAGCGAGUGUUGGGGCCGCAGCUAUCCCCUCUGGGCAGCUCGCACCUCCAGAGGUUGGCUUUUGGCUUGCUCGCCCUCGCCUUCAUCCUCGGCCCUGCUCUGCUCUGUGCUGCGGGGAACUACAUUUCCCAGGCCUCCCGCCCUCUGCUCUCCUGGCAGGGGCAAGGUGGGGAGAACCCGAGGUAUUUCUCCCUCUCUCUCUCCAUCGCUCCUUGUGGCUGGUCUUCUCCAUGGUUCCAGCCCCUAAGGGACAGCCCCUCUCUCCCCGUGGCGUCAAGUCUCGUUGAACAGACCUGGCUAUGCUUCCCCGUUUCUGUCAGUAGCUUCCAACACUGGACACUAAUAACACUGCCUUUUCCCUGCGUCCCUCCAGCCAAAGGACUGGAGUGUCUUUUUUGCUGUUGUUAACCUCUGGGGUGCUCCUUGGAUCUUCUAUCCUCUGCGUAACCUCCUCCCUAUAUUAAGUUUUUCUGUUCAAAAUGCAUCGGGUGGUUCUCUUUCCGACCAGACAGUGACUGAUAGGUUGCUCAGUAGCUAGGGGUGGAGGGAGGGACCGGGCAGUGGAAAUAUGGGGCUCCCAGGUGCCCCUGCGUGAGGCUGCCCAACCCUCAGGGAAGAUUGGGACCAUCACCAGGUCUGCUGCACCUUCCCUGGGGCAGGGGACUGUCUAGCCCUCCCAUCUGGAGCUCUUGGAAGUGUCUUCAGCAGCAGAUAGCAGCUGAGUGGGUCACACCCCAGGGUCAGUGGCUGUGAGAAUCUGAGCGGCCCCUAGUCUUGGCCAGCUGAGGCUGUGCCUGCAGGGCUCUAAGCAGGCAGAGGCCCAAAGGCAGCUGUAUGAGAACAAAGCCAGGCUGUGGGCAGGAGGACGGGGUCACUUCCUUCCAGCCAUAGUGCCUGGAGUCUGGUCCUAGCUCAGGAGGGGCAGUGAGCCCCAGGUCAGGGAGAUAGGGAGUGGAGGUGGGGCUUCUGGCCAAGGAGGAGGCUGCUUGUCUUGAUUCUGGGGUCUCGGGGUUUCUGGGCGUAUCAGCAGAGCCUCUGACCUGGGGAAGGACCAGUGCAUUAACAGUGAUCACCACAGCGUCUUGUCACAGCUCACGGGGCUGCUUGAGGGUGACAUGAGGGAAUCCACUUGACAUGAUUAAUUCAGUACCUGGCACAUAGCAAGCUCUCAAGGGCUGCAAGCUAAAAAACAAACAAACAAACAAACAAAUACAAACACAAACACAAAUCUCACCAGCAGCCCAGCACUGUGGAACUCAUUCUGCAAGCAUUUCACGAGCCAUGCCGGUGUCCUAGUUAGGAUUGAGCCCCGGGCCUCUCCCCUGGGACACAGCCAAGGCUGGGGGCACAGAUCCAGCGGCCAGGGCAAGGAAGGGGGUUGGGUCAGGUGAAGGAGUUGUGAGCUUGGGAGGGCACACUCCCUAGGGACGUGGGGGAGGUGGCAGGUGUCCAGCAGGCGGUCAGAGCCCCCGUGGGGCACUUGAGGACAGCUCUCUCCUAGUGUCCAGGAAGGAAGAGAUCGAGGCCAGGUCAGAGAGUGAGCAGUAGGGGCCCAGUCUUUGGGUUGAAGUUCAAGUCCCAGGCCCUGAGGACCCAGGGAUCAGGCUCAACAAGGACACAGAGAUCCUGGCAGGAGGCAGAAUUGAGAGCUGAGCACCAGGUUAGGAGGUUCCAGCACAAGGGACUUCAUGCUGAGCCCUGGGACCUAGAGCUGCUUGGAACCCACCCACUCCCACCCCGUACGAGGGCAGAGUUGAACCUGGUGGGUACAGUGGGCCGGAUCAAAGAUACAGGUGGUGGUAGUCAGGAGCCCAGCUUCGUGUUGCAAAAUGCUCGAGUUCAAACCCCGGCUCGACACUUACCAACUGUGUGACCUCAGCGAGCAAGUUGGUCCAUCUCUCUAAAACCUCACUUUCCUCUCUGUGGGCAAAUCAGGAAAUGGUCCUGCCUCAAAGGGUUGUUGGGAUGUCGAAAUGGGAUAAGGUAGGGAAGUGCCUGCUGUAUCUGGUGAUGCACCGUAUCGAGUGCUUAAUAAAUGAUUGAUCCUUGAGCACGUAAGCCACCCCCUCCACGGGAUCCCUUCCAAACUUUGCAGGCAGUGACCCUGCCCCUGAGUUUUCUUGCCUCUGGGCUAACACUGCCUGCGUCUUCACCAUUCCUCCAACGUCUGUGUUCCUGACCCUCGACCACCUCAGACUCUGAAAAAAUACCCCCUCACUACAGGGCCUCUUUUCGAAACUGAAAACAAGUAGAUAUCUUCAGAGGCCAAAGGUUGUUCCCCUGGGAAUGUAACUGUGACCAUGUCCUCCAAGACUCUCUGGAGAUUGGAGUUGGCCAUCUUGAAUUACUUCACUCUCCGGAGAGGCCUCCCCAGCAGCCAUGGGCCCGGUGGCAGAUGGCCUGGCUGAUACGGCCAGCGUUUGAGUAUGCCUUCCCCUGACUUUUUCAAAUUCCCAAAUGUUUCUACCUCAAAUUAUUUUUCAUACUCCCCCCCACACACCCCCAAAAAGCCAUGGGACGGAAGAGCAUGCAUAAAAUAAAAACACAAGCACAAGGAUCACCACCCCCGCCACC